This is a messenger RNA of Harpia harpyja (harpy eagle), 5144 nucleotides long. It is a transcript of the gene KLHL29, whose product is annotated as kelch like family member 29. The record is from RefSeq and is a predicted model, not a curated record. Lineage: Eukaryota; Metazoa; Chordata; Aves; Accipitriformes; Accipitridae. The transcript has 15 exons. The coding region runs from base 239 to 2983 and encodes 914 amino acids. Gene Ontology annotation, molecular function: protein binding.
GCCGCCGCGCAUCCUCCCGCCGCCUGAGGACGCGGCCGCGCACCCGCGCUGCCGGCCCAGGGCCGCCUGCGCCCCCGCGGAGGGAGGUAAUCUGGCUUCCCAGAAACCUCCUGCUAAAUGCAAGGGUUUGCAGUCCUGUUUACUGACUGUUACACCUGAGGCUGAUUUUGAUACAGAUUCUGGAUAUCGCAGGGCAAACUCUCGAGUUCCCUUUGAGAAGAAGCUGCCCUCCAUCGAGAUGUCACGGCACCACAGCCGGUUUGAAAGAGAUUAUCGGGCUGGGUGGGAUCGCCGGGAUUGGAGCUCCAACGGCAAUCACGUCAGCAGCACCAACUGCAGCAGUGCUGCGAGCACCAACAGCAACAACCGCCCCGGGCUGCUGCCCCUGCCCAUCGUCCCCUCCCGGCUCCCCACCCCGGCCACUGCUGCUUGCACCACUGUCAACAGCGAUGUGAUCACGAGCCUGGUGGCCAACUCGUCUCCAGCUUCAACUACCAAAUGUCGUGCGCUGAUGUCCCUGGUGUCCUGGAGCAGCAAGUGUCGCAGCCGGGACCUCGGUUCGAUACCUCAGCUCCGUUCCCUGAUGUUCUCGCUGAGAAACGAAGGCAGCUGGACACCUUGCAUUUCCAAGACUGAAAAUCAGCCUCAAGGACUUGCAACGAGCGUCAGGUGGGGACAGACACCAAUCAAUCAGUCCACACCCUGGGACACUGAUGAGCCUCCAUCUAAACAGAUGAGGGAGAAUGAAAACCCAGGUGCAGCGCCCUGGGUCACCACGGUGGCGGCAGGCAGCCAGCCCGCCCUGAUCACACACUCCUACGGGAUGACGCAGCCACCCACCUUCAGCCCGGCCGCCAACGUCCAGGCCCCCGUCAUCGGCGUCACGCCCUCCCUCCCUCCGCACGUCACCCCCCAGCUCCCGCUGAUGCCGGCCCACUACCAGCUCCAGCCGCAGCCCUCCCAGCCCCUCAGCAACAUGGUGGUCAACCUCCAGAGCCAGCCCUUGUACACCAACAGCCAGCCCCUCAGCAUGUCCUCCAUGAGCGGCGUGGGCCCGGUGGCCCACCCGGGCCCCGGGGCGGUGGGCAACGGCCACCUGGCCUGCCCCAUGCUGCCACCGCCGCCGCCGGCUCUGCCCUCGGCCGCCCUGCCCAGCGGCGCGCCCGCCACCAACGGGCAGGCGGCCGGCCCGCUGCCCCCCAAUACGGCGGGGGGCCCGGACAACACCAACGGGGUGCAGAUGCUGCGGACCAUCGGCGUGGGGAAGUACGAGUUCACGGACCCCUGGCACCCCAAAGAAAUGUUGAAGGAGUUGAACCAGCAACGCAGAGCGAAAGAGUUUACAGACCUGAAAAUUAUUGUUGAAGGCAAAGAGUUUGAAGUCCACCAAAAUGUUCUAGCUUCCUGCAGCUUGUAUUUCAAGGACCUGAUUAAAAGGUCACCACGAGACAGUAGCAGAAGCGGGGAGAAGCUGGAAUUGGCCAUGUCCAACCUCACUGCGGAUGUCCUGGAAUUACUCCUGGAGUUUGUUUAUACAGGUUCUUUGAUCAUAGAUUCAGCCAAUGCAAAAACCCUACUGGAAGCUGCCAGCAAGUUCCAGUUUCAUACUUUCUGUAAAGUCUGCGUUUCAUUUCUAGAAAAACAGCUGACUGCUAGCAACUGCUUAGGAAUAUUAGCCAUGGCUGAAGCCAUGCAGUGCACUGAACUAUACAACAUGGCCAAAGCAUACGCCCUGCAGAUUUUCCCAGAGGUGGCAAACCAAGAAGAGAUCCUUAAUAUCUCAAAAGACGACUUCAUUUCCUACAUGUCCAAUGACAGCCUGAACACCAAAGCAGAGGAGCUGGUGUAUGAAACAGUGAUAAAGUGGAUUAAGAAGGAUGCUGCAAUCAGAGCUCAGUACGCUGCAGAGUUGCUGGCAGUGGUGCGCCUCCCCUUCAUCCAUCCCAGCUAUCUGCUAAAUGUUGUUGACAAUGAGGAGUUGAUAAAGUCUUCGGAAGCUUGCCGGGAUCUAGUGAAUGAAGCCAAACGUUAUCACAUGCUGCCGCAUGCCCGACAAGAGAUGCAGACGCCGAGGACCCGGCCCAGGCUCUCUGCAGGUGUAGCUGAGGUAAUAGUCUUAGUUGGGGGCCGUCAGAUGAUUGGCAUGAAUCAACGUGCUUUAACAGCAGUCACUUGCUUAAAUCCUCAAAACAACAAGUGGUACCCGUUGGCCAGCCUGCCCUUCUAUGAUCGAGAGUUUUUCAGCGUGGUCAGCGCUGGGGACAACAUCUAUCUCUCAGGCGGCAUGGAGUCGGGUGUCACGCUCGCUGAUGUCUGGUGUUACAUGUCCUUGCUCGAUAACUGGAACCUCGUGUCCCGCAUGACAGUCCCAAGGUGUCGACAUAACAGUCUGGUGUACGAUGGGAAAAUUUAUACCAUUGGAGGGGUCGGUGUGGCAGGCAACGUUGACCAUGUGGAAAGGUACGAUACGAUAACCAACCAGUGGGAGACCAUCGCUCCUCUGCCAAAGGCCGUCCAUUCGGCUGCUGCAACUGUUUGCGGUGGGAAGAUCUAUGUCUUCGGUGGGGUGAACGAAGCCGGCCGAGCUGCGGGGGUCUUGCAGUCCUACAUCCCUCAGACUAAUUCAUGGAGUUUUAUAGAGUCUCCGAUGAUCGAUAACAAAUAUGCUCCUGCAGUCACUCUCAAUGGGUUCAUCUUUAUUCUUGGAGGAGCUUAUGCACGAGCAACCACCAUCUAUGACCCAGAGAAAGGCAAUAUUAAAGCAGGUCCCAACAUGAACCACUCCAGGCAGUUCUGCAGUGCUGUGGUUCUGGAUGGAAAAAUUUAUGCCACUGGUGGGAUCGUUAGCAGCGAAGGACCUGCCCUGGGAAACAUGGAAGCCUACGACCCUAAAACAAAUACAUGGACACUUCUACCAAAUAUGCCCUGCCCUGUUUUUCGACAUGGCUGUGUAGUAAUCAAGAAGUACAUUCAGAGCGGCUGAUAUUACCCAGGAAUUGGAUGGAGAACUGUUUGUACCUGUUGAAAGCAGGCAAGAAGAAUACUACUACUUAAGAAACAAAAGCAGCAAAGCCAGCCAGUGAACAUAUUGCUCUAAAGUCUUGAAUAGUGUCUACAUUGAAUGUAGAAAAAUCAUCCUCACCUUUUGGUGAAAAGGAGCAGAGAGCUCCGUGCUAUGUAAGAUAUUGUAACUUAAUAAUACAAGGGUGUCACUAGAUGUUAUAGUGGCACUUGUUCUGGACGUCGGCUUUUGGUCAACCCAGGUGCAAUAGAAUUUCACAUAUUUUUUAAGCUGGGGAAGAGAGGAAAAAAAAAAAUCUGCAUUUUACUUUAGAGCUCAAGCUUGAUUCUUAAGAUAACCAUGCAGAUUAGUUUUACUAUUACACUUUAGACAUCAAUCUAUUUGAAAGGUCAAAGUGUCCUUACCACUUUGAUUCCUACAUUUGUUUUUAACAAAUACAUGCUUUUCAAUACCAAUGACUGAGAGAAAUCUUGUGUGACAGAUGGCUUACGUUGAUGUCAGUCUUCCAUCAGAUCAAAUGAAUCUUUCAGUCCUCUAGAACAGAGCCCAGAAGAGGGGUGAGGUGGGGACUGGGGAGAAGAAUAGCCAUUGGUAAUAAAUUCCAUGUAAAAUGAUGAAAAAAAAGGUCUGUUGGGCUGGAUGAGUUUCUGCUCCCGGUGAUACUUGUGUGGGCACGUGUGGCCAUGCCCACAGGUCGGGGGCGGGGGGGGGUGUGUGUGCUUCUAAACCUUCUCCUCCCGGUUUCUGCCGAUGAGCAAACUUAGCAGUGCUCAAUUCCCGUAAUGCAAAAUUAAAACAGUUUCGAUUCCAGAGGCAUUCUCCUGAUAAACCCGCUCUUCACUUCUGAUUGGGAUCACAUUAAAACACACAGUGUAGUGUGGGAUUUCCACGUUUUCAUCAAAUGGAGAAGAUGCCUCCUGUUGUGGCUACGCACUCAGUUUUGGCUCUCAACCAAAAUUCCUUACGUUGGGAUAUACGCCACUAUCUUUUAUGUAAAGUCUGAGAAGUUUUUUAUUUUAUUUUUCAAGUUUUCCCAUAGGUGUGGAAACGUUAUACUUCUCUUAUUUACAGAUUUUAAACACACGAGUUUAAAUCCCAUGGUAGAAAAAUGCAUAGACUUAAGCCCAGUAUAAGAGACUUAAAAUGAUUACUAUGUAGAGUUGUAAGUAUAUGCACAGCACAGGGGUUAUAUUUUUAUAUAUAUUAAAAUAUUGUCUAUCCAGAGAGCAUUGUGAUGUGGAAAUUCUUUAUAAAUUUAUACAUAAAAGGAUCAAAUGGGAGAUGGACCGGGUAACAUAGAGGGGGCAGGGGAAAGAAUCUUAAAAUUCACAAAUAGGAAGUAACCCCAAGCUAAGGAUUGUCUGAUUUCUUUCCAAGUAGAGGGAAAAAAGUUGCCAUACUUGCCUUUGCAGACUCAAAUCCCAAAUGCCAUGCCAGUAAUUCAAGAAGGAGGGUCCUAUACAAGGCGUGGGUGAGAUCUUACAGUCAAUAUCUAGUUGAAUUUCAUACCAAAUAUGCUAGCCUUUUUAUAUGGAGGGAGGUCUGCCUACAGCUUUGGGGAAAUCAAUGCAGAUGGUUAGCUAAUCAUCUUAUUUUGUUAAUAAUCGUUUAUAAAAUAAAAGAAAAAAAUGAAAUUUGUAUCUUGCAGUAUUUAAAGAAAAAGUGCUCAAGUCAACUGAGUCAAGCUAUAGGGUGACUCAAGUCUCUCAUUUUGACAGUGAGGUUCCAGCCUUUGUUAUGCAGUUGUUUUAUUUAUUCUUUGAAGAAAAAAAAAAAUAAUAAGCACAACAAAAUUAUAUACUAGUAUGUCAUUUAAAGUAUUUAUGUCAAACAGGGUGCAAGUGUGAACCUAAAGAUUGGAGCACAAGUUUCUAACUGCCUGGGGCAGGACUAAUUUUAGUGUUGGUGUGUGUCUACCUCCAAAGGAGGUGCUACCUGUCAACAAGACCUAAACACAUUCAACAUUUCCAAUUUAGCUUAUUUCUUCAUUUCUCACACUGGAACAAAACUGGCUAUUUCUGUGAAUAAUAUUAAAAACAGGGUUAUCUGUAAUGGUAUUGUAUAUAGUUUAUGUUUACUGUUAAGUUCUUGUUAUAUUAUAAUAAAUAUAUUUAUAGAUCUA